Molecule: messenger RNA, 1080 nt
Organism: Scheffersomyces stipitis CBS 6054
Lineage: Eukaryota; Fungi; Ascomycota; Pichiomycetes; Serinales; Debaryomycetaceae
Gene: PTC6
Product: type 2C protein phosphatase
Exons: 3
Biological process (GO): protein dephosphorylation
Molecular function (GO): protein serine/threonine phosphatase activity
Source: RefSeq, a predicted model, not a curated record
CGAGUGCCACUCAUGAAAAGUCCAUCUCACUUGGGUCACUUCACUCUGCGAGUCAAUCGGCUCUAUAACGAAGACAAGUACUCAGCAAAUGUACUUCUGCUUCCAGACGACAAGACAGUUUUCAACUUCAAUAUUUUUGACGGCCAUGGCGGUGACCAAUGUCUGACGUACCUUCUGAACAACCUUUCGCAGGGAAUCGAAGAUGCCACAACUUUGCUCAACGACGCUGCAAGUCGUGACAAGUUGAUAGAGACUUACUGGAAAAACAUCGGAGGAUACUGGAAACGGUGGUAUAAACAUCGAAACGAAAAUUUCGAAGUAAUGAAGGCCUUCGACGAUUUGCAUUUACGUCUUCCUUUGGCAUUUCUCAAUACAGACUACAACUUCUUUCUACAAGACGACAACCAGUCUGGCUCAACAUGUACUACGGCAUUGAUUCAAACAGUACAUUCGGAGCCUGGAGCGUUCCAACCGGUGUAUGAGAACUAUUUCUUCAAUCGUAAAACAAUCUCGAAGUUGACCAUAGCACAUGUGGGAGACACCAGUGCUAUACUUGUAGACCGAGACGGUAAGGCUCAUACGCUUACCCAGUCUCACCAUCCCUCCAACCCUAGUGAAGCUUCCAGGUUGCGUAAGUACGCUGCCAACUUCUUCAUGACCGAUUCGUUUGGGGAAGAACGGUUCAUAGCUUUAGCUAAUACCAGAGCUUUUGGGGACAUCAACUUCAAGCAGAUGGGCGUAACGGCAGAACCAGAAGUGACUGAAUAUAUAAUUGGCGAUGCUCAAACUAUUCAGCAGGAUUUUCUCAUUCUUGUGACAGACGGAGUUACCGACGUUUUGACUGAUCAAGAAAUCGCCGACAUCGUCAUGGUUCAUUUCAAUUUGAAGGGCCACGAUAUAGCAUCACCACAGAUGGGUGCCGAGGAAGUAAUCAAAUUCGUAGAGUACGUUGGAGGCAGUGACAACGCGACCUGUUUGAUAAUACGGUUGAACGGAUGGGGUAAAUGGCCUGUCAUAGACCGAACAGGUGAACUCAGACAGGAACGGUUGAACGACUUCAAUCCACGCGGAAGAAACUAG